UUCCACCCCUGCGAGUCACUCGUAACUCCGCGUCCUUUUUACCAACCCGUAUUCCUCGUGUCUUCCAUUAGUAUCUUCUCGCUCAAUCCACACACACACACACACACACACACACACACACACCCUUUUUCUCUCUCUUUCCUUCUCGAGUCGCCGAGUCUCGUAUCCAGCUCGUUCUUCCGACACACAUCCUCAAUUUCACCCCGGUGUACACGACAAUCGCCAGCGGUUCCUCUUAUUUCCGCUUCACCUCGAGAGAGGAAUCUUCUCUCCGUAUUCUCUCCCGAAGUUCGCUCACCUACUCUUCGCUACCUGUCUUCGGGAUACCGUCUCGUGGCAUUGACACUGCAUCGUGUGUACAUGUGUGUAUGUGUGUGUGUGUGUGUGUACAACGAACGACAAAGCGUUGACCCGCCCCGCCGCGUGACUGUCUUUCUCUACUUCUGCCAAUUUUCCCCACCAUCGUCGUCGUGUACGUCGUCGCCUCGCGUCUUUCGUCCCUUCAUUCCGUCCCAUCCUUAUCCACUUUCGUCUCUCCCCCGCACGAGAUUCAUAGGUCCUUUCUGCUCUGUCGCGAUCCCAUUGCUUCCGUCUCGCUCUCAAUCUAUCCUUCUCUCUCUUUCUCCCCUCCUCUUAUCGCGGCCCCUAGUCGGUGGAUCAGUUCUUCCUCUCUUUCGCUCUCUCGCUCUUCAUCCGAAUACACGGUGUCCAGGAAGCACCGUUCAGGCGAUUUUCUCUUUGCCGCAACUCCAAGCGCACCGUCCCCUUUCCGUUCUCCCCUUCACACUCGACGUUAACGUAAGUUCGCGAUGGACUUUACACUGAAAUUCUCCGGAAGCUCUAAAAUGAGGCAAGAACCAAAUCAGAGUAGAUCGUCCGCGAUAAUUUUCACGAUCUGUCGAUCAUAAUCGCGAUCCCUCGCGAGUAACCGUGAAGCUUCAACGUCCCUUUACACUUUCGAUCGCGAACGGCAUGCAAAUCGUCGUCGACUGGCCUGUCAACGUCGACGCCAGCGGAAAUUCGGCAAGCCGGAAAAGAGGCCCACCUCCCUCUCAUCGCUCAGCUCAGCACGAUCAAUCCCUCGUUCCUCCUCUUCAUCUCUUCUCCCGUGCUCGCGAUUCGUUUCUUUCGCGCCGCGACACCCUGUACAUGCGUAUCACGCGCGCGCGCGCGCUCCGUCCUUGUCCCGCGCGCACCCCCGGCGAGGUGGUGGCGUGGUCCAGCGUGUGUCAGCCGUGCGGGAUGCUGAGUCCGUAGUAGAGAUUCAGUCGUACUGCCUUGGCUCCUCUCUGCCGGAGAGGCGCAACUAGACGAGACGCCCGGCGACACAACCGGCGUGUCGACCGGCGAGUGUUGCAUCCGCGUGCCGCAGCCGACUUUCCUUUUUCCCUCGGCGGGUCCCUCCUCGUCGCGACGCGGCCGUAGGACAUCGAAGAACGAGGAGGAACGAGGACGACUGCGAGAUAAUGGGUGCACCCGCGUGAGUCGCGCGCGCUGGAGGAUCUCGCUGGGGUAGCUCGGUGUUGCAGGGUCCACAUCCGGAAGCGAACGCGCAACACACGACGCGACGCGGAGGAGGAUGGGGGUGUACGUAACGGGUGUGAUUGGCGUGAUUGUGUUUUACAUCGCCGUGCUCGGCGUCGGCAUUUGGGCCGCGGCGUUCAAAAGACGGAAGGCCGCGCAGGGCCAGGAUGACAUGAUGCUGGCGAACCGCGGCCUCGGCCCUCUCCUCGGGGUGUUCACGCUCAUCGCGACGUGGGUCGGAGGAGCCUUCGUCAAUGGCACCGCCGAGGCGAUGUUCACCAAGGGUCUGGCCUGGUGUCAAGUACCUAUCGGAUACAGCCUCAGCCUGCUUUUCGGCGCCAUGCUCUUCGUGCGUCCGAUGAGGAAGGCCGAGUACGUGACGAUGCUGGAUCCCUUUCAAGAGCGGUACGGCGCAGGUGUCGGCGGCUUGCUCUUUCUUCCGGCGCUGUGCGGCGAUCUGUUCUGGUGCGGCGCCGUUUUACGGGCUCUGGGGAGCUCGUUGGCUGUCGUCGCCGGGGUCGACCCGAAUAUCAGCGUUUGCGCUUCGGCGCUUCUGGCGGCCAUAUACACGGUCUUCGGCGGCUUGUAUUCCGUCGCGUGCACCGACGCCUUGCAACUGCUGUGCAUUCUGCUGGGCUUGGCGAUCGCGGCGCCGUUCUCCAUGGUGCAUCCCGCGGUGUCGUUCGAGAAGAAUCUGGCCCUGAGAGACUGGCUGGGACAGAUAAAGAACGAGGACUUGGGUGUGUGGGUGGACGGCAUGCUCCUGCUCGUGUUUGGCGGUAUACCCUGGCAGGGUUACUUCCAACGAAUAUUAAGUAUCAAGAGCACCUCUGUGGCGACGACUCUGUCGAUAGCUUCGAUGUUCGGCUGUAUGAUUCUGGCGAUACCGUCGGCCUUGAUCGGCGUGGUCGCUCGCGCUACCGAUUGGUCCUUAAUCCCGUCGUACAACAGGACCUUCUCCACGGAUGACGGGAACGCCGCGUUGCCCAUGGUCCUGCGAUAUCUCACGCCUCAAUGGGUGUCCUUCGUCGGUCUCGGCGCGAUCUCAGCGGCGGUGAUGUCCUCGGCGGACUCCAGCAUACUCGCCAGCAGUUCCAUGUUCACCAGGAACGUCUACAAGCUCACGAUACGGCCGAAGGCGUCCGAGCGUGAAUUGAAUUGGGUCCUGAGAAUUUCUGUCAUCAUGGUCUCCAUACUGUCCACCCUCGUCGCACUCAUGGUCAGCAGUGUGUAUUAUCUCUCGUACUUGUGCUCCGAUCUCGUUUACGUCGUUCUGUUUCCACAACUGUUAGCCGUCGUUCAUUGGCCUUCUUUGGUAGACACUUACGGCUGCCUAGCGGGAUACUUCAUCGCAAUCAUUCUACGUCUUGCUGGAGGCGAACGGGGACUCGGUAUACCCGCAUUGAUCGAGUACCCGUUCUACGACGCAAGAACGCACACGCAGAAGUUCCCUUUUCGCACCACCGCCAUGAUAAUCGCCCUCUUCACUCAACUCUGCACUAGCUUCCUCACCAGGAAUCUCCUUGGCAAGGGUUACUUCCCGGAAUGUUGCGACGUGCUGAGCGUUUACUCACCUGGCAAGUCUAAGGAACCAUCGGGUGUCGUGCAGAGCAGUUCCGGGGCCGCGCUCAUGGAUUCGUCCUCGAAAUCGACAUCAGGUAUAGAUUCAUGCGACGGGGUUGGCGGCUACGACGACGAUAGAACCUGCAGCCACGACGACGCGGCCGACAGCGGCGGCGGCGGCGGCGGCGGCGGCGGCGGCGGCGGCGGCGGCGGCGGCGGCGGCGGCGGCGGUGGCGGCGACGUCGACUCAGCCGGCAACGAUCUCGCCGAAUCUUCCAGGACGAAGAUUGUCAACACGAUCGCGCAGAGGGUGGCGAGUCAGAAUCUGCAGAACAUGCAGAACCUGCACAACUUGCAGAACCUGCGUAACGUGAUGACGCCGAUGCGACACGUCACUCCUACGGUGAUGAAUCAGUAUACGCCGGUUCCAGGCGACGCGUGCAGAGGUCAGAUUCUCGGGGUGAGGAACUUGCGCGGUCCCCUCGCCGCGGUGCUCUCGCCCACGAGGUCGAUCGGUGUGCUGGCGACGCCGCCGAUCACGCCGUGCGCGCCGUCCUACGCCAAGGUGGGCUGCGAGCUCGGGCCGAGCAGCGAGAAGUCGCGCGACAACGACCGAACGAUCAGCAUCGUCGACAGGAGCAACAUGGAGUUCAAUCUGAACGCGAGCACCCAGGAGAACGCGACCGCCAGCGUCGGCCCGAAGAAGAGCGUGAAGGGUGUGAAGCUGGUCGGCAUGGAGGGCGGCACAUUGAGGAGGCCGUCGCUGCAGGGCACGUUCUCGCCGACGCCGUCGGUGGAACUGGUCCACAUUCUGGACAGGAGGCAGAGCAGCGGCUCGUACGGGCCCGGUUCGCUCUCCCCCGUGCCGUCAAUGGGGAUUGAGGCGUGCAAGACCCACGGGACCGCGACGGAGGGUCAAGGUGGAAACGAGCAUUGCAGGAUAAAGAGGGGCAUCGUGCGGCAUCACAGUUUGCGCAGCUUCAAUGACACGGGAGACCGAGCGCUGACGACGCUCGCCAGGCAGCCGACGUAUCCGUCGAUGCCGCUGAGGCCGGAGGACUGCCGCAUGACCUUGGCGAAGAAGGACAGGCGACUGUCCACCAUCGGCAGGCACUCGUCGGUGACGAACGAGAGCGAGCUCGGCAACACGAGCAGCAUGGUGGUGUGCAGUCCCACGUACGGCAUGUACAAUUCGGCCGCGAAGAGCUCCAACUACUUCGUCGCCGAUGACGAGGCCGUCAGCAGAUUCUAAGAGGAUGUAGGGGUGGAAACGUCGGGUUCGAGGGGGAGUAUCAUCACGGUUUCCCUCCGGUGUAAGAGGAGAGGUUGAAGCCGGUACGCUAGGUUUGGUGCGAGGGCUUUAUCGGGAUUCGUACUCAGUAAAUUUCUUGGAGUGAAACUCCAUUAGAAAAGUAGAGUAACAGCCAGAGUGAUUUGAGUGACUUUCGAGUGUUUAAAACGAUGGACAAAAAACGAUAAGAUUGCAUUACAGAGUUACGUCAAUGUGUUUUGAAUUAAAUCGUUUUAGAUCGGGCCAUGGGAUUGCAUUUAACAAGCUCAGUUUGAAUUUCAAUGCGAAUCAAUCGUCAUCUUAUUGAUUCGGGUUGAUUUGGGCUGAAAUUCAGGUUAAACUUUAUGCAAUGUUACCUGGUUUCGUAUCCAUCAUUUUAAACAAAGUUUUCACAUUUUCAAAUACGUCGAGUUUCGCUCAUACAGAGUGAAUUCUUCACUCUUUGUAGAGUGAAUGAUUCAUUCAAAAUUGAAGAGUCAAUCCACUGUACUCCAUUGUCUUGCAGCGACAACCUAGUAAACAUCAGUAAAAACUAUCAAUAACAUUACACUCAACAGUGUGAAAGCGAUAUAACGUGUGUUGCAAUAGUUACAUCGUUGAAACCAAAUCAAGUAUUGGUCUAGAUCGCAAAAGUCUAAAAUAUCGGAAUGAAGAAUCCACUUCAAGCUUGAGUGAAACAUUUACUCUUGUGAUUCUUGGUAGAGGUACUUCCACCGUUGUUCUCAGUGAACUUUUCACUCGUUUUCACUGAGAUUUUACCCCCGGAAAAUUUAGAGAGCAGUACAACCUUUCGCGUCGCGUUGUUCUCGACGAUAUUUGGCAAGUAUGACAAGCAUCCAACGCCCACCUACUACACCCCGAGAACACAAGGAACAAGGACAAUCGUAAAACCCGCCCCAGUGCCACUUGGUGAUCUCAUUACACCUUGAUUUCAUCGGUUACCCGGUGGAUUCUGUUAGAUUACUUUCACGAAGAUCGCGUGACUCGCGAUGAAUGUGAAAACGCGGUGUUUCCACAUUUCACGACGUCACAAACUCUCGUUCUUCUUGCAAGGUAAAAAGUUCCCUUCGAUUGUUCUUUCAUUCAUUCCCGCAGAGUUUGCGCGUGUACAUUUGUAAAACAUAAUGAGCGCUUGAAGGCGAAGCUUUCCUUUCGUCUUCUGUGCGAGUAAUUCUCUCGUUCGCUUCCAUCUCAAAAAGGGUGAUCGCUUCAUCGGUCAACCAUCUUGUAUAUUGACGCGAGACUACAUAUGUAGCCCUUAGAAGUCCCACUACUUACCAAUCUUCAGACUGACAAAUAUAUACGGAACCAAUAGCUCGUAGGUGAUGUAAUCAAUUUUGUACAAAUCGCAGAAAAGGAUCUCCUCCUUCGCAACAUUCCACUUAAAUCAAUAAGGCAAAGGCCGGAGGAAACGUUCGAUGAGAACCGAAAGACUCGGCUGAUCUGUUAUAAAUACUAGGAGAUAUUCAGUGUUUUUGUACACACACACACACACACACACACACACACACACACACACACAUGCACAUAAUUCAUUCAGUAAUUAUGCACAUACACUUACACGAGAACAAAGAGAAAGUUUUACGGCGCGCGUUUUCCAUAAAUCCCAGUUAAUUAUUAGCGAUAAAGUAAUAAUUUAAUGGUAAUUUUUCUGAUACACGUAAGAGAGAGAAAGAGAGCGAUGUACAUGCUUAUCGUUCCCCUAAUCUAAUUAAAGAAGAGGGCGGAAGAAAAAAGAAGAAGUGCAGAAGAAGAACGAAGAAAUACGCAAUUCGGUAAGCGCGAUUGAGAAACGAGUAACGCUGCAAGCUCCGUCGAGCGGCGAGCGGAGCUCGAGUCGUUGGUAACGGAACGUCCAAAGAAUGUCACGUGCAAAUUUACGAUAUGUCACAACAAGAAAGUACGAUAUUUUUCCACCGACGCGAUAUAUCUCGUUAGCUUUGUAGUGUUAUUGUACAACUAGUCAUGUACGCGAUUACAAGCUCACGGUUAAUCGGUGUUACAUUAGCGGGAACGCAGAUCGUUCCCUCCUCGGCUCAAUACCGAUAUUUAGGAAAACUUAAGAUGAAAUAAUAUUUAAGAGGACUGAAUACGAAUGAUAUUUGACAGGUGAUCACUUCGACGCCGACAUUAGGACGCUUUCACGUUGAGGAGAGAUCAAGCCGCGAGAAGAGUCUCGUCCCUUUGUAAGAUCUUUGAAUUUUCAUUAUUGCAAUUGAUUAUUCUAUGAAUUUUCAAAGUGAAAAAGGUCACUCUAGAUAUUGAUAUAAUACAGUUUUGUAUUUUGCACUGUUUCUCUAUGUGGUUACGUAGAAUUGCGGCCACAAAAUGAAAGUGCAAGAGUCAACGAAUGGCGGAGCAUCCUACGCCAUGUCAAAAACAAAAGAGAAAGUUUUGUAAAUAAAACAUUUUCAAUUUUUGUUAUAACAUGAGGCACUUCGCCAAUUCAUUGACAAUUGUAUUUUUAUUCUGUAUACUCCAGUAAACACCAACCGUCACCUAAAUAGCAGGAUAAAGUCAAAUGAGACGUUAGAGACGUCAUUAACGCAUCAUUAAAUACUCUGACGAAAUGGACUCCGAUCUCACGAGAGAAAUCGACCUCUCAUAUCUCUUGACGUUUAUUCAUCGAUAAAUAAUUUAUUAUUGAAUAUUUUUAUCGCGAGUAAUUUAUUGUCGAAUAUUAUUAAUGAAUAUAAUUUCUUUCUUCUGUGUUUUCUCCAGAUUGUAAGGGUUAAGUAUCUUCCACAAAAAGUUCUUCCAUUCAAGCAAUAUAUUUGUCUAUAAAAAUUUUCACUUGACGUUACCAUAUUUGCUGGGCAAGUAACAUAACACCAAAGCUAUUGAUCUCCUACUUAACAAUGUAAAUGCGAUAUAACGCGUGUAUUGUAUAACAGUUACACUGUUAAGUGGGAAACUAUGACAUUGACAUAAUGUUAUUGUCGGUUGAUGCUCAUUGGCCUGCGGUUCUGCCACAAAAACAGCCGGAAACAGCGCAAACUUCUGAGAAACGUGUAAAACAGAGUAUCUUCUUUUUGUAUGUCAUUGAGUACAGACGCGCGUCGCCUGUGAGUAUCAUUCCUAUACGGCCGUUAAUUUAUACACCUUUCCACUGUAAAUGAGACCACUCGGAUCUCAGCGAUUAACGCUGAGACGAGUCGUAGCGGUACUUAAAGUGAGUGAGACUUCAUACUCGGCGAAUCGUUCUUUAGUAUUUCUUGUACGUACUUUUGUAAGACGAUGUAAGAUAUGGCGGACACGCGACGAGAGAGGUGAACAUCGAAUACCUGCAGCAGUAUUAUUAAACUUAGGCGCGGGCGACUUAAUGGCGCUCGUGGGAGGAGAAACCUCGUGAAGGGCCGCUCCGGCCCUUCGUAGUCGUACUUAACUCUUUAAGGUGGACUAAUCGCUACCCGACGAUCCGAUGAUCGCAGGAUUUGCCCUCAUUUCUCAGACAUCUGCGGCUUGUUAAACGAAAACGUUAGCUAUGGCGUUCGUGUUGCGGCAAAUGUUCGUUUCAACGUUAAUCCUUGCGCUGACUUUUGAAUUCAUUUCUCGUCACUUCACUUCUCGUUUCGCUUCGUUUCGCGUCAAGAUGUCACGUUAUACUCUGUGCAAUACCUGUAUAAAACCUGAUAUAGUUUAAUGUGUCUAUACUUCGUCGCUUCCCUCUCGAUUUGACGCGACCAUCGGAACUUUUGUAAGAAAGACACCCCUCCUAACGUACGCGUUUAUACCUGUAUCACGUAUAUUAUACACAAGAUAUAAUUGAUAAGUAGUGCGAGGACAAGUAUUCGUUUUCGGGUAAAAACGCAAUCGAUAUUGCGCAUCGUGAAUUAUGUGCCAAAGCGUAGGAUAAAGAGAAUGUCGUCGGCGUGUCCUCAAUAGUUCAUAUCGAAGAGGAUCCGUUUUUUCGAGGAUUGAAAUCAACGCGGACGAAAUGGAUUCCGGUCUCACAAUACCGAGAGAAACCGAUCUCUCAUACCUCUUAACGUUUAUUUAUCGAUGAAUAAUUUAUUAUUGAAUAUUUUUAUCAUGAGUAAUUUAUUAUCGAAUAUUAUUAAUUAAUAUAAUUUCUUUCUUCUGUGUCUUCUCCAGAUUGUAAGGGUUAAGUAUCUUCCACAAAAAGUUCUUCCAUUCAAGCAAUAUAUUUGUCUAUAAAAAUUCAUUAAGUUUAACAAUUUUUUCGUGCUUUUUUUCCAAUCAGGCAUAAGAUAUGACAAAAAUUGAUAUAUUUUUUUAUUUUUGAAAGCGACAUAUCACAAGUCAAUUCUAACAAAAAAUCGCUUGUUUCUACGUUGUGAAUUAGGUAUGUUCGUGUUUAUGCAUAUAGAAAAAAUUGCACAUAAUCGUAUCAAAAUUCUGAAAAAUCACAUUAAUGGCAAAUCCUCGACGAUACUAAAAUCUAUUUAUAUUUUUUAGAUCAACGUAAGAAAUCAUAUAGAUCACAUAAUUCGAUUCAUGUGAUAGAAAAUCCUCUUUUACAAACCAGUGUUAUUAGUCGGGUAACUGCUACAUCUAUAUUAUUAUGACUGAUUCGACAAAUUAAAAAGUUACAGGACAGAAGUAAAAAUUAGAUAAAAUUUGGCAGAAAAGUUGCGAAAAGUUGUAGUUGAGUAUAAAUUUCUUUGUCAUGUAUAUUUACACAUUUAACAGUAUCUUGUUAUAAAAAAAUUACAUUUUACGGUGAAUGUUAACAUAAUUUUAAUUCUGUUCUGCAAAAGAAACAAUAAUCAUGGUCUUGUCGUUUCAUCGUUGAAAUCAAUGUUCCACUCUGAUUAAUAACGUCGAGAAUUGAAUCCAUCGACUUUCCACCGAUUUCAACACUCUAUUUACACCCGCAGAGGACCGAUCGCGCAAUUCUUCCGCAGAUAGACUGAGAGAUCGACAUGAUGGAACGAAUUCGUGUCAAGAACUUGUAAAUUUCCUAUCGACGCGAGAAGAACAGCUCAAUUGGAUCGCGUGAAUGUUCGCUGAGAAAACGAAUGCAUUCUCGAUUGAGGAUCGCACGAUCGAUCCUCCCGAUCUGUUCGAUGGUGAACGGACGGCCGACGUACAAGUUUUAGCCAUGUAAGCUUGCCUUAACAUAAGAAUAAUCGUUCAUUACAAUAGUGAACAAAAAAUGGAGGAAGAGAGAAAAGUGAGAGAGAAGGGAGAAGCGUUUACGUCCGAGACUCGUUCUUAGGUAUUUUCGUCGUACCAUGUAAGUCACUCGCAUUAAUUAGUCUCCAUAGUUAGUUACUACCAGUAUCUGUACCAUAAUCGCGAUGAUUAGGGAUAAGGGAUCGCUGUAAGGAAACGAUUCGCUCAAAGUGCCGAAUAAAGCAAACACGAAUGCGUAUUCGUAAGAAUAAUCAUUUAUUCAGAAAUAUAAGCCUACUUUACGUAGUCUGUCCUUAGUACCUCCUUAACUUGCUACUUAAACUUCUUGGAAUGAGAUUUCCCUCGAAAAAUAAAACGACAGAGAGUCGAAUCCUUUAAAUUAUUGAGUGAUUUUUCACUCACACAGAAUGAAUUCUCCAUUCUGCGCUAAAAAACUACUGGAAAAUCCUAGACGGCAGGAAAAAUCUGUUUAUACUUUUUUUUAACAUAAAUUCAACAUAAAAAACAUUACAUAGAUUACAUUCCAUAGAUAGAAUCCUAUAUUCUAAGUAAAAACUCAUAUUGAAAAAAUCCUCUAAGAGGAAUAUUGCAAUACUAUUCUUUUGAUAAAAAUUUAUUUUCUAAAAGUAACGUCUUGAGGCUAUAUGUACGAGAAUCCCGUUAAGAAUAAAAUUAUAUAUUUUUGAGUGUGAGUCAACUGAAUAUUUUCCCUUGAAGGAUUAAUCCGUAUCCCAUCGUCACAGGAACGCAAAUUCACUCUAGUUGAUUGUUUAAUCAACUAGUUAAUCGAAAUGUUCACUCACACGGAGCAAGAGGCCAUUUUAAGCUUGAGCAAAGUAUUCACUACUGCGACUUCAAAUGACGAUAUAUUUUAAUUCUAAAUUUUAUUAAUUUUAAUAACUUUCACUCGUUUCGAGUGAGAUUUCAUUCCAAGAAUUUCAAACAAAACUAAUUGGAUAUCUUUCACAAUAACGAUUAAAGUUCAAACGACGUGUUCUGAAUAUUUCUGCUGGCACAAUUUGCAACAAGGGAUAAAAUAUGAAACUACAUGGCCUCGAGUAAAUGGAAUUCUUUGGCGCUCUAUAUAUGAGGGAGCCAAAAUAUAUCGAGAAAGAUAAGCACGAUGGGUACCGUUCUCGCGCGUAACUUUUCCAUCCGAAGAUUCGAAAUUUGAGCUCCACCUGAACUUGACUUCGAUCGCGAGAUAUCGACCCGUCGAUGCUACGACAAUUCCAGUUUUGGAAAGAAAAGUAUAACUAGUUUAUGUAACAAUUACAAAACAUGGAAAAAUCGUCAGAAGAUGUGGGACUUAUAACUUUUGCUUAAUUAACGAUAACUUAAAGUGAAAGAAAAUUAUAACGUGUGUUUAAUCUACGCUAGGACUCCUGGCUCGUCGCCGUGAAACUCUUAAUUGAUGACGUCUGAGGCGAGGAAAUAAAAAUUCUUGUGAAAUGCGUUGAAAUAAAAAGAUAUACUCAUAAAAUGACAUUUGCAAACGAUCGAUCAGAUCCAUAAAAUAGACCUAACAUUUUUCCUCUGCUCUAACAAUCAAUAAACAACCGUAAGAUUAACGCAAUAAAGUCACAAGAAAAAGUAGAUUAAAAAGAAAGAUUGCAUGUCACAUUAAUUUUAAUUAUUUAUUUAUUGUUAGAAUAAAAGUGCUUGGACUGUUUUAUACAUCUGCUCGGUCGAUGGUCAUUUCAUGGAUACAUCUUUUUGUUUCUAAAUAUUUUGCAAGAAUUUUUAACGUGUUUUUUCUCGCUUCUGACGUCGUAAAUCAAGACGGCGACGGCGAGAAGCCAAAGGCCUAAAACUCGAAUCAGACUAGCGAUUGUCAAUUGACAAUUAGUAUUUGACCAGAGUAAUACAGCCAGUAGCUGCUUUGCUUUAAUUGGUUAAAAACUAAUCGUCAAUCGUUAAUUGUCAAUCGGCAAUCGCUAGUCUGAUUGGCUUAAGACCAAAUCAUAUUAACAAUUGCAAAUUGAAUUGCGAUCGUCAAUUACUUUUCUACCAAUCAGAACAAAACAGCCACCGAUCGAGAUUAGUGACUGCAAUUAGACAAUAUUUUUUUUUUGUAAUUGUCAAUUACGGACUUCACAGAGCGAUAGAUGCGGCAUCAAUCCGCAUAUAUAUUUACAGGAAUUAAAAGCUAAUUAUAUUAAAAGCUAAUUAAGAAAAAUAUGUAAAUUAUACAAAUCGCGUUACAUGUAUGUUACCUACAAUAUACUAGAGUAUAAUUCAAUAUGUACAAAACAAGUCAUUUAAUGUUAUGUUCUAAAAUAUCUUAGUUGCUUUUUAUAUCAGAGGAAAAUAUGUAAGGAACAAAUUAUGUAGUUGGAAGGGGGAUUGGUUGACCACAAUAUUUAAUUCUCUCAAUUUAUUCAUUACACAUUUUUCACUAAUAUAAAAAAACAACAGAUUUUUUAGAUUCUAAGAUUUAAGAUUUAGUCAUCCUGCGUGAGUACGAAAGCAGUAUAACAGUAUAUACGUGCAUAUAAAAUGUAUACGCAUUAGAACGUGUGUUUCCUAUAACUGCAUACAAUAAUUUCACUAAGAGCAGUAUUUGCAUAAUCCGAUCUUACAUUUAUAAUUGUCUGAAGAUCAGAUUAUGAAUACGGACCUUUAACAUUUGCUCAUAUUUACUGAUUAUUACUAAAAGAAAGAGAAUAUGGAGUUUCAAACGUUUCUAACAAUCAUAGAAAUUCGGUUAAUGUCACCUUUAGCCAACUAUGUUAAACAUUUCAACAAUUUGAAAUCAAUGUAUAGGUAUGUAUUUGAUAAAACUAAGUCUAUUUAUGAAUUGAACGAGUGCUUUUGAACAAUAAAUAUCUCCAUAAAAUCAAACAUGUCGAAAAACCAUAUGCGCAAUAAAAGAUAUUAUUUAAUAAGAUGAUAUAUGUGUGUGUGUGUGUGUGUGUGUGUGUGUGUGUGUGUGUGUGUGUGUGUGUGUGUGUAUAUAUAACGUCAGGCUUAUAAUAUUUUAUAUAUAUAUAUAUAUAUAUAUAAAAUAUAUAAAAAAAAAAUAUAUAUAUAUAUAUAUAUAUAACCAGUGACUGUCAAUAAUGUAUAGUCCAACUCUUUCAUAACUCUAUAUCCUCUAAAAUAAUAUGAACUCGUUUUUAAAAGUUUUGAGAACCACAAUAUUUGAGAUUCAAUAAAAUGGUUGUAAUAUCUUGUUCUUUCGACGUCGAUUUUGCCUCGAUACUUACAUUCGAGUACGAUCGCUGGCAAAUUGUCGCUCGUAAAUACAAUUUGUACACGUAAAUACAAAUACGAAGACGAA
Messenger RNA from Odontomachus brunneus, 12761 nucleotides. RefSeq names its product high-affinity choline transporter 1-like. Bases 1580 to 4339 code for a protein of 919 amino acids. The transcript has 13 exons. Gene Ontology annotation, cellular component: plasma membrane. NCBI's taxonomy places the organism in Eukaryota, Metazoa, Arthropoda, Insecta, Hymenoptera, Formicidae. Gene Ontology annotation, molecular function: choline:sodium symporter activity. Gene Ontology annotation, biological process: acetylcholine biosynthetic process; transmembrane transport; choline transport. The record is from RefSeq and is a predicted model, not a curated record.